Messenger RNA from Fusarium venenatum, 741 nucleotides. Its product is annotated as transcriptional regulator PAI 2-type. The record is from RefSeq and is a predicted model, not a curated record. NCBI's taxonomy places the organism in Eukaryota, Fungi, Ascomycota, Sordariomycetes, Hypocreales, Nectriaceae.
AUGUAUAUCCGCGCCACUCACGCCGAGACAGACCUCCGUGUCCUUCGUCGUCUCAUCCACGAAAACCCACUCGGAAUGCUUACAACCGGAAUCAAAUCCCCAACACACUCGUUUUUACAAAGCAGCCAUAUUCCAUUCCUCCUCGAUGUUCAAGAUGAAUCAAGCGAAACCGAACUUGGUCGUUUAAGAGGUCAUCUGGCACGACAGAACCCACAGAGCAAAGCCAUGAUAGAGCACUGUACCUCGAACCCUGGACUCAAAAGCUUUCUUGAGGACGAAGUUCUUGUCAUUUUCACCAAGCCCACACAUCAUUAUUUGACGCCAAAAUUCUAUACCGAGACGAAACCUGCUACAGGCAAAGUUGUGCCUACAUGGAAUUACGCUGCAGUGCAGGUCUACGGGAAAGCGCGAAUCUACUACGAGAAUAACGAGGAGACAUCAAACUUUCUCGGCAAGGCUGUUUCAGAUCUCACAGAUAAUAGCGAGACGAAGAUCAUGGGUUAUACAGGUGGCGAUAGACCUACACAGUGGAAGGUCACGGAUGCGCCUGAGAAGUAUGUUGAGUUGCUCAAGAGGAAUAUUAUUGGGAUUGAGAUCGAGGUGACCAAGCUGGAGGGCAAGUUCAAGAUGAGUCAGGAGAUGGGAAAGGGCGAUCAGGAUGGGGUUAUUAAGGGUUUUGAGAGUUUGGGAACUGAAGCUGGCGAUGAUAUUGCCAAGAUUGUUCAAGAGCGUGGGAGGUGA